GGGAGCGUGCGCACUGUCCACAUCCUGGUUGAUCACGUGUCCAAACAAAGCGUCAUCACGAGUAGUUAGCGUCUCUCUAAAGUGCAGUGUGCUCCUCUGUACUCGAGCAGCUCAAACAUAAUGAUGAAAUCCAGUCAGUGCAGUUUCUUUUAAAAACCGCAGUGUGUUGCUGUUGCAGCUAACGGCGCCGUUGGAAACAGCCUGGAUGUUAUUAUGAGCUGAACUCUGUUCUGGUGUCUCUCCUCUUCAACAUCAAUGGCCACGUGCAUCACAGAGUGGAUAACAACAUGUGCCAACAUCAUGUUGUCUGCCACAGCUCUGUACUCGUCCUAUCAACUCUUCAAGGAUCACAGAGCUCCUUCAGUAGGUCUCUUUCUGCUGGGACUCUCUGCAGGACUUUGCACUCUGCGUCCCUCCAGCUCGUACCUGGCCUCCCUCCUCAGUGAAGCGGAGUGGGCCAGUGAGGUUCUGGCCCCGGCCCUCGUCUCCUUUGGCUUCCUGUGGCUUAGUGAAGACCGUAACACCGCCCACAUCCUCCUGUGUGGCUCCUGCCUCUUCUUAGCCCUGUGUGACGGGCUGUCCUCUGACGCUCUCACGCUCAUGACUCGCUGCCUGGUCCUGUCGUCCUUGUCCUGCUGCCUGACAGUGUGCCUGUUUUCCAGUAAUGCUGUCGGGGCCCUCGGCAGCGUGGCCCUCAGUGCUCCAGUGCUUGUGGCCCCCAAGGUUGGAGCCGAGGCUGUUGUCCCGCUCCUCUCUCCAGCUGUCACCGAGUGGCUUCUGAAAGGCUCCUUGUCUGUGGGCUGUUGGGCCUCCACGCGGGGCCUUAACAAAUUCCUGUUGGAAGUGAGGACUUGGGACUGAAGUGUAAGCAUUCAGUGAAACAAUAAAGACUUGUGUGAUUAGUCAUGAGCCGUGUUCACUUGUGCACUAUUUGAAGAGCCGCUAACAAAGAGUGGACAUAGUCAGAGAUUUAAUGCAUUUAAUUUGACUCAUAAGCAUUUCAUGACAUUUGCAAAGGAAAUCUAACCAGAGGACGAGAUUGUUGUGUACAAGGACUGAAUACAAGCCAGAGUGAAGCCAACAAGGCUCUCUGUUAUCAACGGGAGCCCCACUGACUCUGAGUCAGUGUUUUCUCUAAUUUUGUGCAGCGAUGGUGCUUUGGGCAAUAAUUCUCACUUUGCCUUACAUCUGUUGUUGUUUGGGUCAAAGUUAUGUUUCAUGUUUCAGGUUGUUGGAAAAAAAAUCAUAAUUAAACACUGUAACACUUACUUUAGUUCAGACAAUAGUAACACUAAACUACAAUGUUUAUUUUAAUUUCCUGUUUUCUCUUGCUGUGGUGGUGAUUUCCUUGCUCUGAUGAUGGUGUGCCGCUCCUAGAUGAAUACAAGGGAAACACAGCUCAGUGAGCUUUCCAGCAAAUAUUAUAGACAUAAAUAAAAGAGAAUGUAAUAAACACUGAUACUUGAAUUUAAUUCUAAUAUCUAAAAGCUCUAACAGUUCAGUGUUAUAGCUAUAGUCUGUAUCGAAAGCAUGAUUCAGCACACUGCACUCCUGUGAUUAAUCCUUAGUGAAAUGUCUGAAUUGUUGAUCUAAUAUAAUGUUUGUACAUUGCACAGUAUACUGACAUACUGAUUGCAAAAAUUGUGAUCAUGUGAUGCAAACACGACACUACAACAGUGAUCCUCCGAAUAUGAUGAAUGUGCCAUGGUGAUGCUUAUCAGGCAAUUAAAAAAAAUGUAUUUGUUAACU
Molecule: messenger RNA, 1749 nt
Organism: Myripristis murdjan (pinecone soldierfish)
Lineage: Eukaryota; Metazoa; Chordata; Actinopteri; Holocentriformes; Holocentridae
Exons: 2
Coding region: 256-861 (201 amino acids)
Source: RefSeq, a predicted model, not a curated record